Messenger RNA from Leptonychotes weddellii (Weddell seal), 1842 nucleotides. The record is from RefSeq and is a predicted model, not a curated record. Lineage: Eukaryota; Metazoa; Chordata; Mammalia; Carnivora; Phocidae.
AGUCUCGACUUCAGUGUGGACGAGAAGGUGAACCUUUUGGAGCUGACCUGGGCCCUUGAGAACGAGCUCAUGACGGUUGGUGGUGCCACUCAGCAAGCGGCCUUGGCCUGCUACCGCCAGGAGCUGAGCUUCCGCCAGGGGCAAGUGGAGCAGAUGGCAAGGGAACGAGACAAGGCGAGGCAGGACCUGGAGAAAGCCGAGAAGAGGAACCUGGAGUUUGUGCAAGAGAUGGAUGACUGUCACUCUGCCCUAGAGCAACUCACGGAGAAGAAGAUCCAUGACAUGGAUGAAUGUUUUGAAAGAGGACUGGUGAAUGAUUUUGGAGCCUGAUGAAAGGAGCCUGACAUGGUAGAAGGAGCCCAGAGCCCGAAACCUGACUCCAGGCAUUGUGAGGUACAAUGGAAUGGUCUGCUCCGUUGGUGGGGUUGGUGGCUGGACAGACCAGAGGGAAGGAUUUCUGACCUUUUAUGGACACAAAACCCACCUCUGUGGUUUAUUAACCAAAAUGUGAAGAAAUCCAGCCCCUGAGGAUCUCCCAGGUUGGGGCAAGCAGAGGAGGGGCUUUUCACCCCCCUGUGGGAAGCAGUCUAUGCUAGGCUUCCCUAGCUGGCAGAGCUGAGCUGGUUAUUCACCUUCUGGAAGCUUUUGUCACCUGGAGGUGUCCCCUCAAGGAUAGCAAAGGGUGUGCACUGUGGAAAAACCAGUGUGCUGUACUCAGCUCUCAGUAGUGGUGGUAAUGGGGACACAGGGAGGCUACCAGCCUCCCCACCUCAUUCUCCCUCACCAGCCCUUGCUGUGAUCGUGGGUGGACGGAGCCCCUGAGAUUCCUCAUCUGUGAAGUGGGAAUGGUGACAGACCGUCCUCUGCACGGGAGGGUACCAGUCAGUGUGUUUGAGCCCUCAGCGGGGUUUGGUAUCUCAUGCCUGUGGGUUAGCUGAGCAUGGGCCUCCAUGAAAUGUAUGACAAAGAGAAGCAAGAACUCAGGUGGCGUACAUGGCUUCAGCGAGCACAUGUCUGAGAGCUUGUGACCAGCCAUCUCAUUCCUGUACCUCUGGGAUGUUGCCUCUCACUGUCUUGUGUGGUUGUAGCAUUUGAAGGAAACACUUCCCUCACACCAGCCCCGCCGGCAGUGUUUGCAGAUAUUGUGGCAUGACGUACAUGAAGUCCCCGCAUACAUGGCCCUCGGUGGGCAGUGUACGGGCCUUCACAGGACCUUUUACCUGCCCCCAUCCACCUUACUGCAGGCUUCUGAGCACCAUCCCAAAAAAGGCCUGUUCCUGCCAUGUGUGGGGACUGUCACGGUCACAGUUACAAAGCCCUCACCUUCAUGGCUCACAGCGGGAGGGAUUGGAGGCACCCAGGGGUGCAGCCAGCUUUCCUGGGGCUCCGAGGUUCGCAACAUGGCCAUAGCGGGUGGGGGGGGCUGGUUUCAUGGUCACACAGGACCAGUUGAUUGUGUCCAACUGAACAGUAGGGUUGAAGACCAAGAGCCCGUUUCAUCUUCACCAGAGAUGCUGGGCACCUUCACUGUGCAGCCGGAGGUCUGGAGGUUGAGGAGCCGGUUGGCCCUCUAUAGAGGAAGGAGCCUAUUCCAGCCUGUGAAACUGUGCUGUGUUGUGCUCCUGUUGUGCACUGGGUGUCCUGACUCACCAGCCACAGUUACCCCAUAGGCCAUUUUCGCCGCAUUUUUCAGCUAAAGAAACUGAGGCCUACAGCAGUGUAGUAGCUUGCCCACAAUCACAGUGUGGACUAAAAGUUGAAGCCAGGUCUCCUGUCUCCUUGUCUUAUGCUGUCUUUGAGAUAAGAGAGCAUGAGGCCGGGCGCCUGGGUGGCUCAGUUGGU